AUGACCACCAACACCACCGAAAAAGAGUCGACUGCAACAAUUCCCGACGAUAACAAUGAUGAAGUCAUCAUCUGGGUUUGGGCGGACUUGGAAAUUAUGAAGGUCGAAUUAAUGGGUACGUUUAACCUUGUGUUCCUUUCAAAUGGGAGGCUUGGGAAUGAGUUAUGUCUACACCGUUGGCUCGAAACUGCCAUAUAUCUCUUGCAUCUCUUGCCUCCCACUGGCCACCUGAGUGAUAAGGUUGGUGACCCUGGAAGCCUCACUGUUAUGCAAGAUAGUGUACUUACAACUUGCGCGGAGGCCCAAUACAUAAGGAGGCACCACAGGCACGAGCCCAGAGAGAACCAGUGCACUUCGGCUCUGGUCAGGCAUGUCAAAGCCCCUGUGCAUCUGAUUCGAUUUCUCAGUUCUCUCGCGACAAAUGCGCAUAUGAAAUUCAGCAAUCCAAAUCCCAAAUUCUCUUCUGUUACACGCAGAUCUGGCGAAGAAGAAGAUGGCCUUAAAAUCAGCAUCUUAUAAUUACCUCAGCUAAUUGUUCAUGGAUCUUAGAUACACAGAUGAAGGCCUCUGUGACUGUUGAACGUGUCGAUUCGCAUCCCUCUUAGAUUGAUUUGCUAAUCGACAAUGCCAGUAAUUGUAGGAAUUCUUUUUUUUUUUAGAAUAGUAAUUGUAGGAAUUCUUAACAUGCAAACAAAGACGGAAUCCCUACAUAACUCAAGUGAACGUGGC
Rosa chinensis is the source of this 729-nucleotide messenger RNA. RefSeq lists its product as uncharacterized. The coding region runs from base 1 to 519 and encodes 172 amino acids. The record is from RefSeq and is a predicted model, not a curated record. The transcript is spliced from 4 exons. NCBI's taxonomy places the organism in Eukaryota, Viridiplantae, Streptophyta, Magnoliopsida, Rosales, Rosaceae.